AUGGCGUGCGCCGCGGCCGCGAAGGGCGGCGGGAGCUCCUUCUCCGACCGGCACGCCCGCCUCCUCCUGGCCCAGAUCAACCGGCUGCGGGCCGGGCAGAGCUUCUGCGACGUGCGGCUGGAGGUGGGCCCGGAGGCGUUCGCCGUGCAUCGCCUGGUGCUGGCGGCCAGCAGCCCCUACUUCGCGGCGCUCUUCGCGGGCGGCAUGAAGGAGUCCGGUCGGGAUGUGGUGCGGAUCGCGGGCGUCGAGGCGGGCACCUUCCACACGCUCCUCGACUUCAUCUACACAGGGGUGGUGAGCAUCGGGGAGCACAACGUUCAGGAGCUGAUCGUCGCCGCCGACAUGCUGCAGCUCACCGAGGUGGUGGAGCUCUGCUGCGAGUUCCUGAAGGGGCAGAUCGACCCGCUGAACUGCAUCGGCCUCUUCCAGUUCUCCGAGCAGAUCGCCUGUCACGACUUGAUGGAGUUCACCGAGAGCUACAUCCACGCGCACUUCCUGGAGGUGCAGAGCGGGGAGGAGUUCCUGGCGCUGACAAAAGAGCAGCUGAUUAAGAUCUUGCGAAGUGAGGACCUAAGCAUCGAGGACGAGUACCAGGUUUUCAUAGCGGCAAUGCAAUGGAUUUUGAAGGAUGUGGGGAAGAGAAAGAAAUACGUCGUAGAAGUACUGGAGCCUGUUCGAUUCCCUCUGCUACCAGCACAAAGGCUAUUAAAAUACAUAGAAAGUAUUCCAGAUUUCAGCCUUCGGGUGGCCCUGCAAACUCUGUUGAAAGAAUAUUGUGAAGUCUGUAAAUCUCCCAAAGAGAACAAGGUCAGCAGUUUUCUGCAAGCUUCUAAAGGUCGUCCCCGGAGGAAAGCCAGGAAGUACCUUUAUGCAGUAGGUGGAUACACCCGACUGCAAGGAGGACGCUGGAGUGACAGUAGAGCCCUCAGCUGUGUGGAGCGAUUUGACACCUUCAGCCACUACUGGACCACAGUGUCCUCUCUCCACCAGGCCCGGAGUGGCCUGGGUGUGGCUGUGGUGGGAGGAAUGGUCUAUGCCAUUGGAGGUGAAAAGGACUCGAUGAUUUUUGACUGUACUGAAUGUUAUGAUCCUGUAACUAAGCAGUGGACCACUGUGGCUUCCAUGAACCAUCCCCGUUGUGGACUGGGAGUGUGCACGUGCUAUGGCGCUAUCUAUGCUUUGGGAGGUUGGGUUGGAGCAGAGAUUGGCAACACAAUUGAAAGAUUUGAUCCUGAAGAAAAUAGUUGGGAUGUGGUGGGAAGCAUGGCUGUGCCCCGUUACUGCUUUGGGUGUUGUGAAAUGCAAGGUUUGAUUUAUAUUGUUGGUGGUAUCAGCAAUGAAGGAGUAGAGCUACGUUCUGUUGAAGUCUACGACCCAAUAUCUAAACGUUGGUCUGAGCUCGCUCCAAUGGGCACCCAAAGAGCGUAUCUUGGUGUAGCUGCUCUCAACGAUUGUAUCUAUGCUGUAGGAGGCUGGAAUGAAUCUCAGGAUGCACUUGCUACUGUAGAAAGAUACUCCUUUGAAGAGGAAAAGUGGGUUGAAGUUGCAUCAAUGAAGAUACCAAGAGCUGGUGUCUGUGUUGUGGCUGUGAAUGGAUUUCUUUAUGCCUCGGGAGGCCGAGCUCCCAGUCAUGAUUUUGCUGCUCCGGUAACUUCUGACUCUGUUGAAGUUUAUAACCCUCAUAUGGACAGUUGGACUGAAAUUGCCAACAUGAUCACCAGCCGCUGCGAAGGAGGUGUAGCUGUGCUGUAAAACACAAAGAAGAAAACUCAUUCAAGGAACGAGUAAAUCUGUCACCUCAGAUUUCCGGUUUCAUUGGCCAGAAACCUCUUCUAACACAGGAGCUUCAGUAGAGACAGUGGAGAAUUAGAUCAGAGGGCUUUUCCUGAGCAAAAGGAAAUGUUAAAACUCUUGCCCUUCAAAUUGGCUUAUCCGAUGUCUGUCUCAGGAAGUAUUCUGUUAAAGAGUAGGAAUGAUGUUUAUGACUGGAUUAAGCUCACUGAAAUAUAUGGCGAAUUUGCCCUGUAAAAAUCUGAAGAAAUCAUUCCAGCACAUUAGAGGCAUUAACCAGGGUGUUAACUCUCUAAGGUGCACCAAAGCUAGCAUCUUUAGCUGGCCUUACAAUCUGGAAGGAGGUUGCUAUAGACAGCUAGGAGUUACCUGUAGACAAGAGCAGAUGGGCUACUUGGUUAGCAUUAGUUGUCCUUUUCUGGUGGAAAACAAGGAAGAGAAGAUAACAGAUGGGGAAGACUUGGUACCUCUACUUACGACCUUGAUGCAUUUGAGCCUCUUUUCUGCUGCUGGACAUCAUGGGCAUUAAAUAUGAAUUGGAUAUUUACUUUCUGGCCACUCCACUAACUUGGAUGGUGAGUGGCUGAGAAUUUCCUGUUCUGGAAGGCUAUUCUCACAGUUCUAAUAAUGUCAUUCCACUUCAGCACAGGCUUUUCUUCUCAGUGGUAUCAGUGAUGACAAUAGAGCUCCUUUUUGUGUAAGCUCUGAUGAAUUUUAAAUGGAAAUGCUGUUCAUUAGAUGAGCUGUUCUGUUUAGGACUGCUCUUAGUAUAAAAAUAGAGGGAAAGCCUUUUGCCCCCCCCCUUUUUUUUCCCCCCCUUAGUUAAAUGUGUUUUAGCCUGUGUGACACAUGCUGAGACUUGGCAUUGGAAUACAUGCUAUUCAACAAGGUACACACGUUCAUCCUUGCUACAUCUCGUAUCCUGCCUCUUCCAAAUUUGAGUGGACAGAGCAUUUUGUGAUAGAAUUAGCUGCAUUCAGCAUUAAAGUGAUGCUAUUAGUGUGUUUUGUCUUAAGGAGUUUGUAUUUAGCUUGGAUACACUUAGAACAAUACUACUAGGAGUUUGGAGUUAUUUCUAGAUUCAUUUAAUUAACGUACUUGAAGUUGCUGUUUGCACAAUAUGAUUGGAUUUUCUGCACAGCUGUGGAUGAUUUGGAUGGCGUCUGAAAUAAGGCUGCUUGAACUUUGAUAGACAGUGUUAUUCUAGAACACAAAACCACAACUGGAAUGUCACGAAACAGGAAGCCUGCACUGUGUAGACAAAGGAGCAUUCAUGCUGUCUAGGUCAAUAUCCCCUGUGUAAAAUUAACAAAUUAAUACAUUAAUAAAAUCCUCCAAGGUGAGUGUUGCAGGUACCUUAAGAAUCUAGAUCUUAUGUUCUAACAUAGGGUUGGGAGAUUGCCAGGCUAAAACAUGCUAGACAAUGGAGCAUUUGUUUCUCUGAUCGUUCUAUAAUCUUGUGUGUGCUUUGACUUCAAAAGGAUUUCGUACGUGUGUGAACUAAUGUUUAUUCUGUCUUUUUUUUGUUUCCCAAGUUUAAGCUUGUUUUAAACAAUUUUUCAUAAUAAAAUGUAUUU
Gymnogyps californianus (California condor) is the source of this 3368-nucleotide messenger RNA. It is a transcript of the gene IPP, whose product is annotated as intracisternal A particle-promoted polypeptide. Lineage: Eukaryota; Metazoa; Chordata; Aves; Accipitriformes; Cathartidae. Bases 1 to 1752 code for a protein of 583 amino acids. The transcript has 8 exons. Gene Ontology annotation, molecular function: actin binding. The record is from RefSeq and is a predicted model, not a curated record.